CGCCGGCCCGACUGCCGCUUCCGGCCCGCCCUCUAGCCCAGGGCCGGGGGAGGGCCGGCCUGCUAGCCCGGCUGCCAAGGAGCAACCACCGCGACUCCGCCCCGCUGGGCGCCGGCCAGUGUUCCUCCAGCCACUGCCGCCAUGCCCAACUCGGUGCUGUGGGCAGUGGACCUGUUUGGGAGAGUGUACACGCUCUCCACGGCCAGCCAGUACUGGGAGCUGUGCAAGGACGGCCAGCUGGAGUUCAAGCGGGUCAGCGCAGCCACGCAAUGCUGCUGGGGCAUCGCCUGCGACAACCAGGUCUACGUGUACGUGUGUGCCAGCGAUGUCCCCAUCCGCCGCCGAGAGGAGGCCUAUGAGAAUCAGCGCUGGAACCCCAUGGGUGGCUUCUGCGAGAAGCUCCUGCUGAGCGACCGGUGGCCAUGGAGCGAUGUGAGUGGGCUCCAGCACCGGCCGCUGGAUGGGGUGGCGCUGCCCUCACCGCACUGGGAGUGGGAGUCCGACUGGUACGUGGAUGAGAACUUUGGAGGGGAGCCCACCGAAAAAGGGGGGUGGACAUAUGCCAUUGACUUUCCUGCCACCUACACGAGAGACAAGAAGUGGAAUUCUUGCGUGCGGCGGCGAAAGUGGAUCCGGUACAGGAGAUACAAGUCCCGGGACGCCUGGGCCAAGAUCCCCUCGAAGGAUGACCCCAAGCAACUACCUGACCCCUUCAAUGACCUCUCCGUGGGGGGGUGGGAGAUCACGGAGGAGCCCUCGGGCCGCCUGUCGGUGUGGGCCGUGUCUGUGCAGGGAAGGGUGUGGUACAGAGAGGACGUCAGCCACUCCAACCCCGAAGGCUCAUCCUGGUCCCUGGUGGACACCCCUGGGGAGGUGGUCCAGAUCAGCUGUGGGCCCCACGACCUCCUGUGGGCCACGCUGUGGGAGGGGCAGGCCCUAGUCCGGGAAGGAAUCAGCAGGAACAGCCCCACAGGAAGCUGCUGGUCCGUAGUGGAGCCUCCGGGGUCUGAAAACGGGAUCAUGCACGUCUCCGUGGGAGUUGGCGUGGUCUGGGCUGUCACCAAAGACCGGAAGGUGUGGUUCCGAAGAGGUGUCAACUCUCACAACCCCUGCGGCACCAGCUGGAUCGAGAUGGUGGGAGAAAUGACGAUGGUGAACGUGGGCCUCAACGACCAGGUCUGGGGCAUUGGCUGCGAGGACCGAGCCAUGUACUUCCGGCAGGGCGUCACCCCCAGCGAGCUCAGCGGAAAGACAUGGAAAGCCAUCAUCGCAGCCCGAGAGUGUGACCGGUCACACUCCGGCAGCUCGUCGAGUCUUCUCAGUGCUGGCUGCUUCUUUGGCGACGAGGUGAGAGGCAGUGGCGAGUCAGCGCCCAGCGACACUGAUGCCUCCUCGGAAGUUGAGAGACCAGGACCUGGCCAGCCUCUCCCCGUGGAGUCUUUGGACAAUUCCAGGAACCUCAAGGAGAGCUUGUCCUCAGGCCCAGGGGCCGGCAGGACUGCAGAGGGUGCCAUGGAGAAUGCCUGCCCUACCAAGGGCGGCCCUGGCCUGGCCUCCACCCCGGCGGAGCUUCCCUGGACCAGUAUUGACCUGAAGGAGCCCAAGAAGGUGCCCAGCCACUCGGCUGCUGGCUUCCCCGAGCCUACUGGCCUCUCCUCCUUGGGGCUCCUCCCCCUGGGUUUGGAGGAGCCCUAUGGAGCGGACGACCACCCGCUGUGGGCCUGGGUGUCGGGAGGCGGCUGCGCUGUGGAGGCCUGCUACAUGCCCAAGUGGUUCACUGCCCAGUCAGGCCUGUCCCCCUCGGUGCAGACGUUGUCACUCUCCAUCAUGCCGGCCCAGACCGCCGCCUGGAGGAAGCAGAUUCUCCAGCAGCUCACAGAGAGGACCAAGCGAGAGCUGGAGAACUUCCGGCACUACGAGCAGGCCGUGGAGCAGUCGGUGUGGGUGAAGACCGGGACCCUGCAGUGGUGGUGCGACUGGAAGCCCCACAAGUGGGUAGACGUCCGUGUGGCCCUGGAGCAGUUCACGGGGCACGAUGGCGCUCGGGACAGCAUCCUCUUCAUCUACUACGUGGUCCACGGGGAGAAGAAGUACAUCCAUGUGUUCCUCAACGAAGUCACGGUGCUGGUGCCCUUGCUCAGUGAGGGCAAGCACUCCUUUGCCCUGUACACCCCUGAGAGGACGCGCCAGAGGUGGCCUGUGCGUCUGGCUGCCUCCACCGAGCAGGACAUGAACGACUGGCUCGCUCUGCUCAGCCUAUCCUGCUGUGAGAGCCGGAAGGUCCACGGCCGCCCAUCCCCGCAGGCCAUCUGGUCUGUCACCUGCAAGGGGGACAUUUUCGUAAGUGAGCCCAGCCCGGACCUGGAGGCCCAGGAGCACCCGCUGCCCUGCGACCAGAUGUUCUGGCGGCAGAUGGGAGGCCACCUGCGGGUGGUGGAGGCCAACAGCCAGGGUGUGGUGUGGGGCCUCGGCUACGACCACACGGCCUGGGUGUACACGGGCGGCUACGGUGGAGGCUGCUUCCAAGGCCUGGCCAGCAGCACCAGUAACAUCUACACCCAGUCAGACGUGAAGAGCGUGUACAUCUACGAGAACCAGCGCUGGAACCCUGUCACGGGCUACACCAGCAGGGGUCUACCCACGGACCGGUACAUGUGGAGUGACGCCACGGGGCUGCAGGAGUGCACCAAGGCCAGCACGAAGCCCCCAUCUCUGCAGUGGACCUGGGUUUCUGACUGGUCUGUGGAUUUCAGCGUGCCUGGGGGCACUGACCAGGAGGGGUGGCAGUAUGCCAGCGACUUCCCCGCUUCUUACCAUGGGUACAAAACCAUGAAGGAUUUUGUCAGGAGAAGGUGCUGGGCCAGAAAAUGCAAGCUGGUAACCAGUGGGCCCUGGCUGGAGGUGGCCCCCAUCGCCCUCAGGGACGUGUCCAUCAUCCCGGAGAGCCCAGGCACCGACAGGAAUGGGCCCAGCAUCGCGCUCUGGGCCGUCAGCGACAAGGGGGACGUGCUGUGCCGCCUGGGCGUGUCCGCACUCAACCCUGCGGGCUCCUCCUGGCUGCACGUGGGCACCGACCAGCCCUUCACCUCCGUCUCCAUCGGGGCCUGCUACCAGGUGUGGGCCGUGGCUAGGGACGGCUCCGCCUUCUACCGGGGCUCUGUGUCCCCCUCCCGGCCUGCCGGCGACUGCUGGUACCACAUCCCGUCUCCUCCUAAACAGAGACUAAAGCAGGUGUCUGUGGGGCAGACGUCGGUGUACGCCCUGGAUGAAAAUGGGAACCUGUGGUGUCGCCAGGGGAUCACGCCCAGCUACCCGCAGGGCUCCAGCUGGGAGCACGUGUCCAACAACGUGUGCAGCGUGUCUGUGGGGCCCCUGGACCAGGUCUGGGUGAUUGCUGACAAAGUCCAGGGCAGCCGCAGUCUGAGCCGGGGGACAGUGUGUCAUCGCACAGGCGUGCAGCCCCACGAGCCCAGUGGGCAGGGCUGGGACUACGGCAUCGGGGGGGGCUGGGACCACAUCUCUGUCCGGGCCAAUGCCACCAGGGCCCCCAGGAGCUCAUCCCGGGAGCAGGAGCCGAGCGCCCUACAGGAGGCCCCAGGCCCCACGUGCUGCUGAGGCCGCAGCACUGCUGGAUGCGGAUGGUGCGGAUGGUGCCAGGUUGGAGGAUCAAGGCUGAGCCAUUCUUGUGCUGCAGUAUGCGCCGUGGGGGGCCACUCAGGAGGGAACCUGGCCCAAGGCUGUGGCCACUUCAGAGGCACUGGCUGAAAUAGCCCAGAAAUGUGAAGCUCCGUGGAUGCCCCACACGAGUCCCCACCUGUAAGAAGCACCAUGGGUGGGGGUGGGGCUGUACCUCCCAGAGGCCCCGCCCUCCUGCC
This is a messenger RNA of Propithecus coquereli (Coquerel's sifaka), 3875 nucleotides long. RefSeq names its product tectonin beta-propeller repeat containing 1 (gene TECPR1). The transcript is spliced from 25 exons. The record is from RefSeq and is a predicted model, not a curated record. The coding region runs from base 142 to 3615 and encodes 1157 amino acids. Lineage: Eukaryota; Metazoa; Chordata; Mammalia; Primates; Indriidae. Gene Ontology annotation, cellular component: membrane.